AGGUUUAAAAGCCCCAGUGUGAGAGGUGGAGCAGGUAUAAAAGGAUCAGGUAUAAAAGCCCCGGUGGUGCCACUGUACAAGGAGCGGGAAUGGCAGGUGCACUGACACCACUAGGGCUUUCCCUCUAAUAAUAAUAAUAAUACGGCCACAUCGCCGACCCCAUCGACUAGCCAAUGAGCGCGUUACAGUGAGCGCCAAUGAAGGCGGUGGCGCUGGAAGUUGGAAGGAGCUGCCCGAGAGCGCAAGUUGUCCGGGGCUCGUCCUGUUGUUGCUGUAACCAGGGACUCGCUCCAAUAAGGGAGAGGCGGGAGAGGAGCCGUACAGUCCGCACAUUCCGGCUGAUCCGCAUCUCCCCGCACAUCCAUGUGACUGACAGGCGUCUGCCUCGUUCCCCCGGCAACUUGGGAGCCGCUUCUCCGCAAAGCCGUUUAGGGACCCCUCGUAUCCGGACUCCGGCGUUCCAGCUCCACCAUGGCGGCUCAGCAGCAGCAGCAAAGCCGGAUCCAGGCAUACCUGGAAAAGAACAAGAUCGGACCUCUCUUUGAGGAAUUGAUGACAAAGCUGAUAACAGAGACCCCGGAGCAGCCAAUUCCUUUUCUGAUUCAUCAUCUCCAGUCCAAGCUAGGAAAUGUGGGUCAGCUACAGAGGACUCUGUCUGGUUCAGCCGCUCUGUGGGCAGAGAGUGAAUCAGCAGAAAAUAAAGGAAUAAGACGAGACUUCAGGAGUUAUGAUAAACCCUGGCAAGUCAAUGCAAAGAAGCCCAAAAAGUCAAAGAGUGACCUUGCAGUUUGUAAUAUUUCCCCAACAUCACCCGAGUCCAAAUCUUUACCAAGGUCAAUUGAGCACGCUGAAUGGGACUGGCGAACGAAACCUGAAAGUCGUGAUUUUGAUGAGUUAAACCACAUCCUUCAAGAAAGUAAAAAGCUGGGCAAAGCAUUGGAGAAUUUGUCUCGCAGUAUUGCUGUCUCAGAAGAUCUAGAACAGGACACAAGGGCCUUUAACUCAUCCUUAUUAAAGCCUUGUGUAAUUGGAGAAUGGGUUGGGCGUGAAGACAAUGACCCAGACCCAUUGGCUGCUGAAAUGAUCCAGCCUCCAAUCCCAAGAACUAAAGGUGAACAACAGGAGGAAGAUGAAGGCAGCUGCAGCCCAGCAGGAAGUUUGAAGAUGGAGCCAAAGAACAAAGGUCUGAAGCAGCAGCAACAGCAGCACAAGAAACUACUGGCAGCAAUGCUCUCGCAAGACUCGUUCGACUCCGUGCACAGCACUCCUGCCUCGGUCACAGAAGAAGACAUUGAUAAUGAAGAUGAUGCAAUGGAACUGCUUGAGGACCUUGAUGAUCUUCGCAUGGAAGGAGUAACCAGCCUGAUGCCAUCUGGAAGUAAAUUCAGCCAAGGAAGAAGUACAUACACUACAGAGCCUCAAGCAAAAGUCACAUUAAACAUCUGCUCAAGAUUGCAAGGAGAAAACAUGGUACAGGGUAAAGAAGAGAUAACACAAGAAAGACACUCAUCUGAGAAAGCUGGGACAGAUGCAGCCGCAGCCGCAUUGCCUGCAGCAGAAACAUUGAUGGGGGAUGAUGAAGAAUUUGAGAGCGCCUCUCAAGUGACAGGACCUCGUCAACCAGUCUGGGAAUCUGAGGCCUUGUCUGCCAGAAGUGGAGGAUCUCAGAACCAAAAGAUCCUAAAAGAAGCUUUAACCGCAAAGGAACUGCAGAGCAUGGAAAAGCAUCUUGCUGAUAUUGAAAAGGACGUAGCACUGAUAGCUGAAGCAAGCAUGUCUCGGAGCCCAAGCAAUCAGCCAAGUGGCAUAAUUACCAAUGAACAUCAUGGAAGCUAUCAUUCCUCUCAAAUGCAGAACCCAAGACCACAAGUGCCAAAUCAAACCACAAACAGCUUGCAUCUUCAUCUUCAAGGGAACAAAACACCACCUCAAGCUGCAAGCAGAACACAGGGUAGCACUCUUGCAAAUAGUCGGCCGCAGACUCCAAAUUCACAGUCAAGCAAACUUCAGACUCCUCUGAUUCCAUUAGGUAGGCCUGGGACUCCGAAAAGCUUGUUGUCCCGGCCACACACUCCCAGCAGUCAAGGAAGUAAAGAAGGAAGCAUUUCAGGGCAAAUGAGUAGAUCACUCACUGGUAAAAGUCAAAUUGGAUGGACAACCAACACGCCAUCAGCCAUUCCUCCUCAAGCAGGUGCAGACAUGUUAGGAUUUGCUUCACAAAGAAACAGUGUUACACAAGAGGAAUCAUAUGAACUCCUUCAAGGUUCUCGGCAGCCAUGGACACUCCCCAGUGACACAGACAGUGAAGUCAGAGGGACAGAGAAAGGAAAACCAGGUUUGUAAUACUGGAAUGACUGAGCACCAAUCAUCAGUGGAAACCAAUCAAUUCAUUAUGAAGAAUUAGAGGAAGGUGAUUAUUUUUUAAUUCCUGGCACGUGCUAUCCAUGAGCAGUGAUUGGAUUAUUUGGGGAAUCAAAAUCAAUAAUUGGAAUGGUUCUUCUCUGCUGCUUGGUCAACAUGGACUUUCCUUGGCAAUAUAAUAAAUAGGCUCAAUGACUAAAAAGGAAUGAAAAGGAAUGGAUCAUGUUCAUACUUGAGGGGUAAUCAGUUGUCAUGGUAAAAGUGGUAAGAAACCAAAGUGAUGUCCAGAUUGCUGGCUUUGUAUCCACGUUUGGUUUUCUUUCUUCUACUUGAACAAUAUCACUCCUUGUAGAAAUACCAUCCAGUGGUUCUUAUUAUUCACCUUUACUGAAUCAUAUUCAUUCAGAAGGGGGUUCUGCUCCAGCUUUCCUCUGGUGGUGCCAAUGAGGACUUUCGAAGGGAAAUAGGACUGUGCAGGGCAAGCGGAACCAGAUGAGGCAACAUUCCUACUUAGCAUUCAACGGUAAUCGGUGUUGUAGCACUUGAUCACUUGUAGUACUCAUUAAAAUGCUUUCAGAUGUAACAUUCACUUUGAAUUACUAUAGAUGCCUUGCACUAUUGCCAGUCUGUGUCACAGACACUCUGUAGACACUAAACGAAUGUAUCCAGCAUGUGUAUGUAUAUUGUUUUAAUGGUUGAUUUGCUCCCAUCCCAAUACAAUGUAAAAUAGAUCCUAAUAAUAAUGGUUUACGGUGCUCUUAUAUUAAAAUAAAAAUAUUUGUCUUGUUUGAGUGGCCCUAAAUCUUCUUUGUGGGUUGCCACCCUACCAAAUGCCACUGUGUGGUUUGAUUUGCAAUUGAAGUAGAAACUUCAGAACUUUCUUCACCAAAAUCGUAUUAUUUUUUUGGAAGAGGCACUAGCAUUACUUUGCAAAGCUCAUCCCUGCAUAUGAUUUAUGUUCUUUAAUAUAAAUGUCUCCUUAAGUCACAUUCAGCCGCUGCUGAUAGAGGGAAUGCUGGAAAGCUUGGGCGUGCGUUAAUCACUAAGACUUUACCUAACCAUAUGUAUAGAUUGCUUAUGCAUGUUUAAAGGAAGCAUCCAUUGCUUUAUGGGAAUUUCUUAUUGUCUUUGGCAGCAGAAUAUAGCCGGGGUAAUAUUGUGUAAAGCUCCGAAAGCAUUGUAUAUAUUUUGAGGCUUCUCUUGAAGGGGAACAAACUCAAAAUCGAAUAAUUCCCUUUAUAUAAUUUAUUCAAGAUUUUAAAUGGUUUUAAAGAUAUUCGAUGAUUUCUGAGCCUGCCCUAGCACUCCAUUGAUGUCAAAAGUCUAUCUGCACAGCACAAAGCAGGUUAAGCCAAUCACAGUUAGCUUUCCAGCUUUAGAUAUGCUCCGUAACAAACUUCUUUGCUGAUAAUGUUAUUGCCUUGCAUAGACUCAUGAGCUAAUACUUUCAGAAGCUGUUGUUUCACUGUAAGUAGCUUCAAACUGUCACCAGUAGCAGUUCUUUGCUAUGCUGUGCUCUCUAGCAUGGAGAAAAAUAAAGAAAUGCCCCUCUAUUUGAAAGCAUAUAAGGCCAAACCAGUGGCUGGCCGAGCAUCAUCUGGAGAUCUAUGAAGAGAAAUUGUUUCUUGUGAAAAACCUCAUUGUUAGAAAUUGAUGCGGUGAUCUCUUUUGAACAACAUUACUGUAAAAAGUAGGGGUCUACAGAAUCCUUGAUUCAGUUAGUCUGAGCCUUUUGUUUUGUAGGAUUUGGAACUGGCCCCUUCCUCAGUUCCUGGCUGAACAGAAUGCGAACACAUCUAAUCCGACAUUAGACCACUGAAGGUGAAUUUUUGUAAUUAUUUACUUACAUAUUGUGGUUGAUUCAGUAUUUGGCAGCAUUCUUAUAUCAGGGAUUCAGUGCAUCCCUAGUGUCAAGGAUUUUAAUUUUAGAGAAAUAAUAUGUACACUAUAUGGCCAAAAGUACAUCUGCCUGUCCAACAACGCAUUCCCAAACCAGGGGUAUUAGUAAAGUUCAUCCUCCCUUUGCUGCUUUAACAGCUUUUAGGCUUUCCACUAAAUGUUAGAACUUGAUGUUAGUGGGAUUCAGACACAAGAACAUUAGAGAGUUUGGAGACUAGUGUUGGGCAAACUGUGGACACAAGUAGGCAACUUGCAACCAUGGAAACAAUUUGUUAACUUCUUCAUAAUCCACAUUAUUCUAUAAUAAAGCCCUUCUUUCAGUUAUUAUUAUUUAUUACAGUCCCCUAAAAAGAUCCUGGUUUGAGGGUCUGCCAAGGGAUGGACUGGGCAGGCAGGACCCUGAGAAAAAACCCAGCAAACCCCGGCACCUGUUUCUUCUAAAUCACAUUAAUGCAUCAACAAUUGGGUUUAUUUUAUAGAAACAGCAGCAUGGCUAUUCCCAGUUCUGUAUGUCAAAUCGUUCAGCGUAGGAACGUUGUAAUUUAAGAGAUAUAUUUAAGGCAGUGAACUAUUUUGACCGGUGCAUGUUGGUACCAUUGGCUGAGCCAGAAAUUAUUUACAUAUGAUUUUUUAUUUAAACUCUACAGACCUUUUUAAAUGGGUCUCUUCAAAUGAUUCAUUUAAAAUAUAUGAAAGUAUUUGUACGAUAAUUUAUAUUCCGUGUAAGCCUUUGCCUGAAUGUGAAGCGAGUAAGAAUGUGAAAUUCAUCAUACUGAGCCAAAGGGUGAAUUCUGACACACGCAAACCUGUUUAAAACAUUCUAAUUUCUUUACAUUGUUAAGCAAUGUUUUUAUGAAGUGGCGAUGAGGAGACGGAGAAAAUGAUUUGGGGAUUUCUUUCUUUCUGGGGCAUGUACUUUUAAUGAUUUGUUAUGAGUGAAUGAUUUUAUUCCGGGGACGUCGUUUUUGAUAAAUGAAUAUGCCUGGUAACUGCUACCACAAUAAAAUAGUUUGGAAUUA
Molecule: messenger RNA, 5279 nt
Organism: Xenopus laevis (African clawed frog)
Lineage: Eukaryota; Metazoa; Chordata; Amphibia; Anura; Pipidae
Gene: c6h8orf34.S
Product: chromosome 8 open reading frame 34 S homeolog
Exons: 14
Coding region: 472-2343 (623 amino acids)
Source: RefSeq, a predicted model, not a curated record